GCGCAGGGCUCUGUCAGGCAGCCAUUUCUGUUUUUCCUUCGCUUGUAUUAUAAGAAAAUUAUUUUUAUACACUUGUAAAUCGAAAUAUAUUAUAAUUUAAUUGAGUUAGAAAAACUGUAAUAGGUGAAAGUUAUAGAAAUAAUUCUAUAAAUUAUAAAAUAAUUGUGUUUGCGUUUUGCAAUGAAGAGGUUUGUAUAAAUUUUGUGCGAGGAAAAAAGGAUUCAUAUUUUCAAAGGACGUUUUCAUCAACCAACAAUUAAUCAAUAAAAGAAACCGAAAAUGACACAAUACCUACCGCCAAAUUUAUUGGCACUUUUUGCCGCACGGGACCCCAUACCGUUUAUGCCGCCCGUAGAUAAGUUGCCGCAUGAAAAGAAAUCUCGAGGUUACUUGGGUGUUGGCAAUUUCCUCAAUGACUUUGAAGAUCCAAAGGAUACACCGGCACCCAAGAAGAUGGAGACACGACAAGAACGUCUAGAAAGGCGGAGACGUGAAAAAGCUGAACAGGUAGCGUAUAAGCUAGAACGUGAAAUAGCACUUUGGGAUCCUCAAGAAAUUAAAAAUGCAACGGAAGACCCCUUUCGCACCUUGUUUGUGGCUCGUGUCAAUUACGAUACAUCCGAGUCCAAGUUGAGAAGAGAAUUUGAAAUUUAUGGUCCUAUAAAGAAAAUCGUAAUGAUUACUGAUCCGGAGACUGGUAAACCCAAGGGUUAUGCUUUCAUUGAGUAUGAACAUGAACGAGACAUGCAUGCUGCUUACAAACAUGCUGAUGGCAAAAAGAUUGAUGGUAAACGAGUGUUAGUUGAUGUGGAAAGAGCUAGAACUGUUAAAGGCUGGUUACCAAGGCGUCUAGGUGGUGGUUUGGGUGGCACUCGUCGUGGUGGCAACGACGUUAAUAUUAAACAUUCGGGUCGUGAAGAUAACGAACGGGAGCGUGAACGUUAUCGCUUGGAACGUGAGAGAGAAGACCGCGAGAAUGCUCGUGUCAUGGAGAGAGGAGGGGCAAGAUUUGGUGAAAGUGUUCGUCGUCGAUCACGAUCUAGAGAUCGUGUACGUGAAAGAGAACGUGAACGCCCCCGCCGUUCACGCAGUAGAUCUCGUGAACGCAGAAAGCGUCGCGGCAGUCGUGACCGCGAAUAUGAUGACUACGAAAGACGUGAUCGACGUGAAAAAGAUCGCGAACGUGAUCGUGAGCGCGAUCGUAAAAAGAAACGUUCCAAGUCACGCGAAAGAGAUUCAUCGCGUGAACGUCGCGAAAGGAAGCGUGAACGUCGUGAUAAAGAACGUGAACGUGAUCGUCGUGAUAGCAAGGAGCGUAAGCCAGACUUCCGUGAAAUGGAUAUUAUAAAGAUUAAGGAAGAGCCCAUAGACGAUGGAUAUCCCACAUAUCCAAUGUACCCAUCAGCCUCUAUAAAGCGUGAAACUGACGACGAGCAAGAGGAAAAAUUUCGACCACCACACGACAUGUUCAGUGUGCCACCACCACCCAUACCAGGUCGUAGUGGAGUAAGUGGUUCUAAUGAAAAUGGUCAAAAUACUGGCGACAGCCAACAAUCAUGGUGGCAUUAAAACAUAUUGUUAGUCCUGUAAGGCUUGAAUUUCUCUAUUUGAAUAUUAUUUAUUACAGUAACAUCAAAAACAACAAAAACACCAACAAAAGCAAAUUGAAAUUGUUUGUUACAUUUAUAAUAAAAAUGUGCUAAAUUAUAAACAAUUUAUAAAACAAAGAAUGUACGAACGCAAUGUUUUAUAAAACUUUGUUCAAUUUUAAAAUUCAUUAUGGCAAAGACACUAUUAGUCCUAAAUUAAAUAUAUAAUUAUGUAACUAAAUACAUUAAUUUCAAUUUGCUUCUAUCAAUUCGGUAAAAAUAAAUUUUCAUAGAUUAGUUUUUAAACAAGACAAAAAAUGAAAUUUGAAAAAAUUUUUAAUUAUUGUUUGUGUAGUAGAUGAUAUUAAAUCAGGGUCCAUAACAGUUCUGACACUUUUAUAAAAGCUAUGUAUUUUUCUUUUACUCGUAAAAGAGUUAAAAUUAUAAAUUUGUCUAAUGAUAAUGAUGUUCUUUUCCCAAAAAGUACAUUUUUAAUAAGUAUGCGUAUUUUACUUUAAAAUAACAUUUGAAUAAAGUACUUAUUUUAAGAAAGAAGCAUUAAUAGAAAACUAAUUAUUUCUGAUGAAACAAAAUAGGAUUUGCAUUCUUCAAAUAUAACUAACUAAUCGGACCCUAUUAUUAUGGCUCAUCAUUAGCACUCUAAUCAAAAGAUAAUUUGAUAAUUUGGUUAAUAUCAUCUUAUCAUUAUUACUAAAAUUGCGUUUCAAAUUUCAUUUUGUUGUCAUAUUUCCCCACAAAAAAUAAGCUUUUAAUUUUAGACAUUUUCAAUAAUUGUACUUUUAACUUUUUACUUUUCUCUUGUUUUAAUAUUCCUUAUAAUUCCUAACAUUAAAUACACCCUAAAAAGAGUUUUUGGUGAUUUUUUAAAAGCUUAUUUUACCGAGAAAAAAAACCUUAUUAUAAAACAAACAAAAAAUAGAUUAUAACAAAUGUAAGAAACUUAAAUAUUAAGUAAUGAAACCACAUUGUGUGUGAGUGUGAUCAAAAACAAAAAGUAAGUAAAAAAGAAAUAUAAGAAAAUAAACCUCGUCGUAUGUGUAUGUUUAAUGUAUGUUAUAAUAUGUGGUAUUUAGUUUUCCCUCUCAGGUAAGGGAGGGGGUCAACGUUCGAUUCAAUUCAAUAUGGUCUUACGUUAAUAACUCAAUUUUAAAUUCGACGAAAUCGUCUCCAAUCUAUAGGACAAUGCUCUGAUCGGUGUUUAUUAUUGUUGUUGCCGGUCCCAUGGUGGUACGUACGUGGGUAGAUUAUUUCAUUCAAUAUUUUCUAUUUUUUACUUAUUAAUUUUUAGUUAGAACUUUUUGCCCAACAAUAACUAAUCUCUGUUGUAAAGAAUAUUUAGUAAUAUCCAAUUUUUUCUUUCUUUUUACAGUUUAAAUUUAAAAGUACAAUAUUUAUGAAAAAUAUUUUUUUUCUAAAAUUUCGUUCAUUUGUUAAACUGAUCUCUGGGGAAUAAUAUGAAACAGUAAGUCACUCGAUACUUCAAAAAGUUUCGUGUUGAGUCAGACCAACGGCCA
Molecule: messenger RNA, 3124 nt
Organism: Lucilia sericata (common green bottle fly)
Lineage: Eukaryota; Metazoa; Arthropoda; Insecta; Diptera; Calliphoridae
Gene: snRNP-U1-70K
Product: U1 small nuclear ribonucleoprotein 70 kDa
Exons: 2
Coding region: 280-1569 (429 amino acids)
Biological process (GO): mRNA splicing, via spliceosome
Cellular component (GO): U1 snRNP; U2-type prespliceosome; precatalytic spliceosome
Molecular function (GO): U1 snRNA binding; mRNA binding
Source: RefSeq, a predicted model, not a curated record